Penaeus indicus is the source of this 5021-nucleotide messenger RNA. It is a transcript of the gene Gapvd1, whose product is annotated as receptor-mediated endocytosis protein 6 homolog. Gene Ontology annotation, molecular function: small GTPase binding; guanyl-nucleotide exchange factor activity. Gene Ontology annotation, biological process: vesicle-mediated transport; regulation of GTPase activity. Bases 122 to 4861 code for a protein of 1579 amino acids. The transcript is spliced from 21 exons. Lineage: Eukaryota; Metazoa; Arthropoda; Malacostraca; Decapoda; Penaeidae. Gene Ontology annotation, cellular component: cytosol; endocytic vesicle. The record is from RefSeq and is a predicted model, not a curated record.
UGGAGGCUGAGGCGGCGGAGGGAGGUUAUGAGAAGGAUUUCGUCUUGUGACUUUUGUCCAGCGGAGGUUCGCAGACAGGCUCCUCCGGGGGUCGUCGUGGACUGCAAAGGGCCACUACAGCAUGGGAAGUCUUCAGGCUGACAUAGGGGAACUAGCACACCACCUGAAGCAAGAACGCCUAUUCCUCGAGGCUGAGAAACAACAGAUCCAAAUAUUAAAUGAAAAGGUUGUGAAGACUAUAGAGCGAGUGUAUCAGGCAUCUUGGGUCCGUGGUGAGCAACAGAGAAACUACGAUGAUCUUGUUCUGCGACCCCAUUCCUCCCCCCCGGCGUGCUGCCAGAGAGCCAACCUCCUCAAUCAGCUGAAGUUCAUCGAUGGAUACAAAGUGCUGGGAUUCAAUGAAUCUCUGUAUGGAGACCUAUUGUCAAGUUUACGUGAUAAUCCACGACUAGUUGCAAAAUGCCUGGUUUUGGGGGAGAACCAGAACCAGGAGGCCAUGCAGGUAGCCGCGGGAACUAUGUUCUCGUCGGUGUACGGCAACUGCCUCCUGCCAGAUGAUGAAACAUUAGUCCUGAAUCUGCUGAAACAUUUGAUGGAGCUACAGCUUGCCGUCUCAGAGACUCCUCGACGUUUGCUGCGACGCGGGUCCUGUGCAUUCAGCCAAAUCUAUCGUUCAUAUGUAGACACGCUUCCUCAGGCCAAGGUAUUCCUAACAGCAGCAUUACACCAACCAAUCAUGCAGCUCCUGAUGGAAGACGAACUGUUUCUCGAUAUUGACCCUGCCAAGGCUGCGGUUCGCUUCCCCCCAGAGGAGCGGCUUAGAAGGUUUGGUCAAGAAGGCACACCCGAGUACACGGCUGCUCUUGCUAAAUACCGAGCCUGGACUAUUGCCAAGCUUGUCAAAAUUGCAAACAGGUUCAUGGAGAGCAUUAAGGAAGCAAUGAACUGCUUCCCACCCCAGUUGUCGUGGCUCGUAAGAGUGCUGUACGACGUGCUCCUAACGGCCAAGAGAGCUGACACCAGAGAGGUUAGCGCAAUCUGCGUGGACUUGGUCUUCGCACUGUUUCUCUGUCCAGCCCUCAUCUCACCCGAGCCGCACGGAAUCUGUGAUGCACCGAUCUCUCACAUUUCCAGGUUUAAUCUCAUUCAGGUUGCUCAGAUACUGCAGGUGCUGGCAAUGAGUCGCUGGGAAACGCCAGAUAGCCGACUCUCAGAUCUGUACUCAAACUUUGACAAAGAGGUCAUAUCAGGUGUUGUGGACAGCAUUGUUGAAGGGGGAGGGUCAGAGGCCCCUCCACCUGGGAUCUCUUGCCUCAACAGUCCCCUGAGUACCUUAGUCCGGUCGUCAAUAUUGAUCCCGGAGCCUCGUCUACAUUCACUUGUCUCAUUCCUUUUUAGUAUACUUGGUGAAUUGCCAGAUGAUGAUAUUACCCGUAAAGAACUGGAAGCAGCAAUUGGCCGCUUGAAGCCAAGCCACAUCACUCCUCCUCCGACUACAUCCCAGCCUGGGGUCCCCUCGGCCAGUUCAGCCACGCCCAAGAAAAAUCUGUUAGGGAGAGUGAAAUCCAAUAGGAAUAGAUCAAGCAAGAGUGCAAGUGAGGGCAGUGGUGACUCUGAUUCCAUAGGGUCAACACAGGACUCUACCACCAGUUCUAGUCAGCUCCCUGCUCAAGGCAGCAUUGAUGAGGGCGAGGUGAUGCCUGCCUCCCUAGACUAUGACACGGUCCUUGUGAUAUCCCUUAAUGUCUCCAGCCCACCAGAGUGCCCAGGCCUCAUGUCUGAGGAGAAGGUCCUCUCUACGCUGCAGGUUUCUGGCCCCCCCCUCCAGGCAACCAAACCUACCUCCCGCGUCAGAAUGAAUGUGGAAGACGAUGCAGAUGGAGGUGGAGGAGAGGCCACCAUUGAGAAGCGGACACGGUUUUCCCUGUCCCAUGAUGAGGGCUCCAUCGGCAAUACUUCAGACAACUUGGAGGCCAUUAGUGAAGCUGCCAGCAACCAUAGUGUGGCUUCCAGUCUUGAUGAUGUGGAGCAGGAGGAUCAACCAGACAACCUGUCAGAUAUGGUGUCUGCCAAUGUCUCUGGACGAGGGACACCAAAUGUAUCUGGCCGUGACACUCCUUCCUCCCAGGUGACAGAAGGGGAGGAAGUUGGACUUAGGGGCGGAGCAGAGAACCACCCUCCAGCGGCCAACAUCCCAGUGACAGUCCCCAAACCGGCGAGAGCAGACAUUGAGGAGAAGUUUGGGAGAUUUGAAAUUAAGCCUCUCAUAGGGGGUGAUGAAACGGUAUCACUUGUGUCAGACACAUGGAGCACUGAUGUGUUGGCUAGUGAUUCUGAGACCAUUGAGGCAGCUGACAGGGCAGACCGUGGGGACCAGUUCCAUGAUCAGCUGCUAAACCGCCAUUUAGCAGAACUGGACAGGAUGCAAGGAGACUACCUCAGUGGAGAUGCAGCUGGUGAGACCUUUGAGACAGCCUCAGAGGCAUGGAGCACAGACGUCCUGGCCUCAGACUCAGAAAGGAUGACUGAGUUUGACACCGAUGAUGCACAGAGUGUGGCUCGAUCAGAUGACACUGGACGGUCAGAAGUGGAGGUUGAGCUUGGUGGGAGUGACUUGCUAAGGCCAGAACCCUUGAAUCAGCAAGAGGAUAACAUCACCCCACGUGCACAGGGUUCACGAUCCCCUGUGGAGGGAGCUUUUGGUGGGGGCAGUAGUAGUGGUAUAUUAAAACCCAUGCCUGUUUUGCCCCCAUCCCUAGGGUUAGAAUCUGGAACUAGCACACCCAGUGGCAUCCUGAAACCCAUUCCCAUAAUUCAGAAUAGAGCAGGAAGACCCGCAACACCACCAAGAGUAGAGUUUCAGCCCAUUCGCCAUGCAGAAGACAUUGAUCGACCAGAGUCAGAAGAGCCAGAGGGUGAAAUGUCUCAGGCAGAUCAGGAAAUCGCUUCAGCCACGCAGAGUCUGGGACGUCUGAGCCUAAACCUUUCAACAUUACCAAACAAUGGCAUUGUGUCUGGAGACCAACACCUACUGUUGAACACCUUUAUUGGGGAGAGUAGCAGAACCGUAACAACUGCCCCCCUGAUUGACUUGGGAAGCAGUGGUGAGAGCAGCCACAUGGUUGCCCCAGUGGUAGUUCAUCCUCACCACAAGCUUGUGUCCAGUGAUCGAGGCUCUGGGGAGGACAGCAGCCUACACCUAAGCACUACAAGCUUAGCCUCAUCAAGCAGCUCAGGUUCGGAUGUGGUUGGGGGCUCGGGUAAGAUAAGGUCAGCUUCCAAUGCUAGCUCAGGUCCAACCACAGACUCGGUAGACACCCCAGAACCUGUUGCCCCGCCUGUCAGCAUGGCAGCCACGGGAGCAAUACCAAAAAGUAUUAGUUUCGACAAGACAGCUGAACGAGGGGAUCGUGAUUCCAUGGAGGGAGAUGCAAAGCACAAGCGGGGCUUUUUUAAAAACUUUAAGCUGCCGGGGUUCAAGGGCCGUCGCAAGCCAGGCACUCGCUCGGGUGAUGAUUCAUCUUUCAUGCGUGCAGGAAUGGCUGGACAGGAAAUUAACAUGAGAAGAACUCUCUCAGAAGAUAACAGACCUCCAACCAUUGAGGAAACUAGUGAUGACAUUCUAGCCAAGUAUCGGAAGAAGCCAGAGGUGGACACGUCUGAAACAGAUGGCAUUUCUGGUGUGGAGCAUAAUUUGCAAGUGAAUGACAUUCCGAAGACGGAGGAGGAUGAGCGUCUUUUCAUAGAUCCAAACAACAUCGAGUCAAGUUACGCAUUCACAGAUGCCAAGAGAAAGUUGAGAUUAGUUCUGAGUAUUGCAGAUUUCUCCAUGUCCCCAUAUCUCCCUGAAUUUGGUGCACCAACAGGUUCAGAUGGUACAAGCCUAGACAGUGAUGUACUAACAUGGUUACGGUGCCAGCUGGCCGAGGCAACCAACCUCCACGAUCGAUCCUUGGUGGCUCAGUUGCAUGAAACAAUUCGUUGUGUUCAGCUCUUUGAUACUCAGGGCCGUGAAAGGCUGGUCAGAAGUUUGACAGAGGACUACCGCAGCAGGUCACCUUACGUCGCAUACCUCGUUCGCAGCAGACAGGGGCUGCUGACUACCAUUGCUCAUCUGGAUAAACUCCUUGCAAGAAUAGAUGCUGAUACGGAAGUUGUCAUGUCGUCUAUUGUUGGAGUAUGCGUGAGAAUGUUCCUUGAGCGGCGGGAGCAUAACCUGAGUCGCUUCACACAUGAAUUCACAGUGCUGACUGUCCCAGAUGAAAAAGUUCAGCUGGUUGAAAAUUUCCUGUCGCAACUUUAUAACGAAUUGGAACGAGAUCCAAUGUGGAUUAGUAGCACCAACGACCAGCUAAAUGCAGCACGAUUAGCUUUGGAAAGAGUCGUUAUGUCUCAUAUCUACAUCCACGCUCUCUAUCCUAAUGGGGAUGGAGAUGUAUCUCGUGAUCAGGUUCUUCAUGAACACAUGAAGAAGCUGUCUGCAGUUAUCACUCCAGCUCACAAAGACUUAAGAAUACCCAAGCUUUACCAGUACGAGUGUCCUUGGCCGAGCGCGCAAGCUGAAAUUAUCUGCAUCAGUGCUUACAAGACUGCGGGUGACAAACUCCAGUGUGUGGUGAGGGCUUCCCAAACCAUUAUGAAUUUGCUUUCUCUAGCACAUGAACAGUCUGUUCCUGCUGCAGAUGACUUCAUGCCAGUUCUUGUAUAUGUCCUUAUAAAAGCAAACCCACCAGCACUUUUAUCAACGGCACAGUAUGUUAAUUUAUUCUUCGAACAACGGCUGAAGGGAGAGGAUCAGUAUUGGUGGACACAGUUCUGUGCUGCUAUUGAAUUCAUCAAGACAAUGGACUACACACUCUGACCUGCUGACUACAUCUCCAGAAUCAGAUAUUGUACAUGUCACUAAUACCAAAUGAUUCCAUGCUGAUUGUUAUUAUUGUUAUUAUGACUGAUUACAUUUGAAAGCAGAUUGCUUCCCUUUCAAAGAAUAAGUAAAAAAUUAUAUAUAUAUAUAUAUAUAU